Lachancea mirantina is the source of this 2595-nucleotide messenger RNA. The record is from the annotation of a GenBank genome assembly. NCBI's taxonomy places the organism in Eukaryota, Fungi, Ascomycota, Saccharomycetes, Saccharomycetales, Saccharomycetaceae.
AUGUCGUUAGUAUCUGCAGCUGUGGACGUGAAGCCAGACUCUGCGAGUGAGGCGAGCUCCAGGAAGGGCUCUACGUCGAUUUACCGGUCGGAGGGUCGUCCCAUGUCGAAAGAGGCCAUUUACAAGGCAAAAAUGAAAUACGGGUACUACGAAUCGCCCGCGAAAGUGACUGGGACUGGGGUUCAGGACGCUAAAAUGGCGCCAGACGUCGCUGCCAACAUCGCGAACCAGAACAAGGCUACCAUUGAGGCGUACAAGCGUCUCACUGCCGGCGCAGAAGCGUCGCACGCGGCCACUUUUGUCUCGAACCGAAGCCGCGCGUCAAGCCUUGUUUCUACUGCAAGUGCUACUACUACAAAGACCGAAACUGGUUCUUUGAGAGCUGCUGCCGCGGCUAGUGCACUAGCCCCCAAGCCUGUCACGGCCGCGCCGGUUAGCUCUGCAAAACCCCUAAAUCUGUCGAAGGUCCUUACUGGUGCCGAAGCGGCUGCUGAGAAGCGCAUGGGCGAGCGGUCAAACCCGGAGAGGUACGAUUACGUUCUUGGUGUGAAAAGUAGCGACAGCGGUAAAGCGGCUGAGCGCAGUUUUACGCUCACUUCCGAGAUCAUGGAGCAAAUCACUUCCAAGGACGUAUUAAUCAAAGAAGUCGAAAAGGGAGCCGAUCCACAGCGGUACGCAUCCAGUGCUGCUCUUGCGGUCAAAGAUUUUGAUCCUCAAGCGGAAUCCAAAAAGCAGCUUGCAGAGCGCGAACAGAAAAGAAAAGCGUACUACAGCAUGCUGACUUCACAAGAAGUUGUCGACAUAGCUAAACUGAGGGCCAAGGCUCGCCUUGACGAGAUUGACCGCAGCCAUUCCAGCAAGUUCCUAUAUAGGAACGAAGAACUCAACGCAAUCGCUGUUGCACUGGCUCAAAAGAACUCCUCGCAACGUAGCAAGAAUUUUGGCAAGAUAAAUUUGGGAGGUGGAUUAUGGCUUACUCAAGGUGAUGUGACAAACAUUGCACAGGGUUUAAUUACUCCUGUUCUCGACGAAGUUGAUGCUAGAGCGCUACAUCAAAGAGCUGUUGACGAGGAUAUCAAACAACGCACCGUCGAAUACAAAUCACAUAAUUCUUCAUGGAAACAGCUCCAGGAGGAAAAACUCGCCAACGAUAAGAUGUGGGCCAGGGAAACGAGAUUGAAGCACGCGCGUGAAACUGAGGGAUUGCAAACCCGUUUGGAGCGUAGAUACAACGAUAUGGUUGCAACCAAAGACGCCGAAUUGAAGGAGCACCAGAAACUUCAUUCAGAAAGACAGGCUAGCCAAAAGGCGCUAAUUUUGGAGAGUGCAGCCUCGUUGGAGCAGGAAGCUUCGCGCGUUGAAAGCGAGCUAGCGGAUCUCAAGGAGCAGCAGGACAACGAUGUACAGGCAGCCCGUUUGGAACAAGAUCAAAUCUUGAAGCCCUAUUUCGACAACGUGAAGCUCGCAGAGGAGGAGCAUGAAAGACUACAAAACGAACGUGAGUCUUUGAAAAAAUCCAUUGAAGAUUUGCGCACUUCUAUCGAGAAUCACAAGACGAAGAUCGAGGAAUUACACACGAGCAUUACCGAAUCCGAGACCAAGCAUGCUACGGAGGAGGAAGCUUUGGGCAAUCUGGAAUCUGAAAAAGGUGAGCACGAGACUGAGGUUGAAACCCAUUUCGCUGUUAUUGCCAAGGAAGCCAAAGAACAAGCUGCUUUGUCAUCCGAACAGGCCAGACUAAGACAAUUGGAGAUUGACGCUAUGAUCAAUGAACGUCAAAGCGAGUUGAACGCAACAGAGUUGCAACUUAAGAGAGAAAAACUGACACUUCUAGAAUCUAUGCGUGAAGUCGCAGGUGUUAAAGGUGAAGACAAAAUUGACGAAGCCAAAGCAAAAGCGUUCAUUGGAAUGAGUUCUGAAGAAUUUUUGAAACAAAACGCUCCUAAAGAACAAAAUUCCGACAAGACUUUCCAGCAGUCUGCCUCUGCAAAAUCCAUCAAAAAUGAACAAGGUGUGAUUGACGCUGAAAGCGAGGCGGAAGCCAAGCAGUUGACUAGAAGCGAGCCUACAAAAGAAACUUCGACUGCGGGAGAGAAACCAGCUAGGAGCAAAACUGUCCCAGCAACGGCGCAGAAGCCAGCUUUAGACUCGCUCCCCGAAGUGAAGAGAUCCAAGUCGCUGAAAGAUCGCUUCAUGGGCCUUGUCUCCAAAGAGAAGCCCGCCGACGGUGCAAAACCCGUUAACGAGUCGGCAGUCAAAACAGGAACCUCCAGCUCACCUGUGAAACCAAAAGGGGAAAUACCAAAAGCUGCUGCUAAACCUGCUACUAAACCUGCCAAGGCUUCCAAUAAUAUGAAACCUGUGGAAUCUAAUCACGUAAUUUCUGGAAGCCAAAAGAAGGUUAAAAGUUUAGUACCUUCCGGGGAGGCCAUGGAGCCGACUUUCAGUGGAUUCUCGCAAGACGCCGUUGCGUCAGAACGCUCUGAAAAGAUUAAUGACACAGCGGGCGCCGAACUCGACAAAGAAAGCGAGGGCGAGGACAAGGACAAACUGGACCGGCCCAACCGUGGAAGUCUAUUCAAAGAAUUGAUUUAG